This is a messenger RNA of Heterocephalus glaber (naked mole-rat), 586 nucleotides long. NCBI's taxonomy places the organism in Eukaryota, Metazoa, Chordata, Mammalia, Rodentia, Bathyergidae. The record is from RefSeq and is a predicted model, not a curated record.
CUAGUGUUUCCAAACCAGGCACAGAGGUGGGGAAGCUCGUCUGUGAAAAGUGGAAGCUACAAGUUGUACUGACAUCAGGUGACUCCUGUCCAGGCUCAUCCCAGCCCCUGCUCAGCAGUAGCGGUGCCCUCGGAGAGCCAGCUCACCCAGCACCCACCAUGUCGCAGGAUGGCACUCCUGAAGCUCCCAUCAAGAAGAAGCGACCCCCCGUGAAGGAGGAGGACCUGAAGGGGGCCCGAGGCAACCUGACCAAGAAUCAGGACAUCAAAUCUAAGACCUACCAGGUCAUGCGGGAGUGUGAGCAAGCUGGCUCGGCCGCCCCAUCGGUGUUCAGCCGCAGUCGCACAGGUACUGAGACUGUCUUUGAGAAGCCCAAAGCCGGACCAGCCAAGAGUGUCUUUGGUUGAGAAGUGCUCACCACUCCUCUCGCCUCCCUGAUCCCCUGGACACAGGAGCCUUUCCCACGAGCUCUUUUUUAUGCCGCAAUGUGCCCUUCUCCCUGCUGUCUCCAGCACUGUCACCCCUCCCUCGCUGUCCCUUUGGCACCAGUGCCCUGCAAACACCAAUAAAAAAGAUACCCAAUUGA